AUGCGCUACAAUCAACUCAGAAAUACGGAGAAUCUGAAAGAUGCCCUUCUCGAAGACCUCCUCGACAAAUGCACCGAGCUGCAAUUUCGCAACGAGGAUCUCACUCGACAGCUUCCGCCUCCUGGCGUCAACUACAAGCAAGUUGCGACCACACUCACGGACAUGAUAAAUCGCCAGACACUUUUGGUUGCUCUUAUUGAUGGCAACUCUCUCAUUUUCCAGAGCUACCUGCUCAAGCAAGGCAGCAAGGGCGGCCAGCAAGCUGCGAGCAUUUUCAGGCAGAAGCUUAUGGAAUGGGCAUCCACAGCUUGGCCACGCGUUGCAAUGGACGGCGCUGUUGUGCGUGUGUUCGCCAACGUUAAAGUCCUGGCCGAGAAGUGUCGCAAAGCCAACCUUGUGCCUUCGACGGAUGUCUUUGAAGCGUUCGUCCAAGGUUUCAACAAUGGCGAAGGAGGGCUCUUUGACUUUGUCGAUGUUGGAGGUGCUCCUGAUGGGGUCGUCACUAAAAUGACAGCCGAACUGCAAUACCACUCCCUCAACUACCAGAGCGGCCACGUUCUCUUUGGCUGCGGCAACGACAAGGCUUUUGUCCAAACGCUCGAGGGCUAUGUCGACAAUGUUGAGAUGCUCGGUCGUUUGAGCUUGUUGGAACUCGAGCCUUUCGAGAACGAGGACAUGGCCAAUAUGCCCUUUGAGAGAAAGAAGCUUCAAGGCAUCUUCCGCGACUCCCACAAGCCUCUCCCGAACGCACCAGAGGUACACGCCGAGAUCACUCGCAAGGAUUCGCGUAACAUGUUCAACCCACAGAGCGGUGUCUUCACUCCCCAACAAUCACCGUUCAGCCCUCGCCCCGUCAUUCCAGCGGUCGCCCCUAGCCCGGCGCCAUCCCUUCGAAACGACCUGACACGCACCAACUCCCACGCCUCCUCGAGCGCAUUUUCGGAAGUUCCGUCAUCAGUUGCCACUAACGGUGGAAAUGUGGGCGGCGGCGGUUGGGCUAACAUCGCUCGUGGCUCUGCCCAUCUCCCCUUCAAGGACCUCACGAGCAAGCCCGCACCACCAGAGACGGUCAAGAUCACCGGCCCGGUCGUUCGCCAGAACAAACUCGGCCAGCGCAUCGAUGCUGAGAUGGAGUACAAUCACGAGAAGGUAUAUGAGCUGAAGAAGAUGAAGUACUGCAAUCAGCACUACAUCGGUCGCGGAUGCUGCCAGCACUCAGCCGGCAACGGCGCCUGUCCUCAUCGGCAUGAACCCAAGCUGAACAAGGACGACCUGAAGUGGCUCCGUGUCGUCGCCCGCGAGACGGUCUGCAAGAAGGGCACCGCCUGCACGGAAAUCGACUGCAUCUACGGCCAUCACUGCCCGUAUCCGAAAGUGCAGGAGGGCUCCAACAAAGGCAUCGCUUGCAUAAAUGGCGACAAUUGCCGAUUUGGAAGUGAGAUGCAUGGCAUGGAUACGGUCGUUGAUCGGAUUCUUCGUGCGGAGGAUGUGGAGUAG
Zasmidium cellare ATCC 36951 is the source of this 1497-nucleotide messenger RNA. RefSeq lists its product as uncharacterized. The coding region runs from base 1 to 1497 and encodes 498 amino acids. NCBI's taxonomy places the organism in Eukaryota, Fungi, Ascomycota, Dothideomycetes, Mycosphaerellales, Mycosphaerellaceae. The transcript is spliced from 4 exons. The record is from RefSeq and is a predicted model, not a curated record.